UGGAAAAGUCUUUUUAACACUUCCACUCUCGUGUGAAGAAGAAGAUCCGAUCUUCCAAUCUCACUCAAACCCAUCAAUCAUCAAAUCAAAACCCUAAUAAACCCCCAAACACAAUCAAUCAAAUCAAAUCCUACAAUGGCAAAUGCUUGGAAAAAAGACAACAAAUCCAUAAAACUAACAACCCCCAAAACCCUCUUCCUUCUCAUCUCCACUUCCUUCAUCAUCCUAACUUUCUUUUACCUCUCUUCUUCAAACCCAAACCCAUACCCAUCUUUCAGAUUAUCCAAUUUCCCAAUUGAACCCUACAAUUGUUACAAAUCACCACAAUCUCACCCCAUAAUUGCCAACUUAGUUGAAAAUGUCAAAUACCCUUUUCUUUUUUCUUUAUCCGAUUUCGGGUCAUUGCCCGAAAAGCCCCAUAAAAACAUUGUUAGGCUACUAAAAGGGAAGUUGUUCAGGAGACCUGACAUUUCUGUUACGAUUCAGGAGGUUUUGGAGAAGAUGAAAGGUGAAGGUAAAAUGGGUGUUUUUGUUGAUGUUGGUGCUAAUGUAGGAAUGGCUACUUUUGCUGCUGCAGUUAUGGGUUUUCGGGUUUUCGCGUUUGAGCCGGUUUUGGAGAAUUUGCAGAGUAUUUGUAAUGGGAUUUAUUUUAAUAGGGUUGAUAAUUUGGUUCAUGUUUUUGAAGCUGCUACUUCUGAUCGCCUUGGAAAUAUUACCUUUCAUAAGGUGGUUGGACGGCUAGACAAUAGUGCAGUUUCAGCAACUGGUGCCAAACUGGCUUUUAAAUCGAAUGAAGAAAUUGCACUUCAAGUAAGAUCAAUUCCACUUGAUCUAAUAAUUCCAGAAAACGAACCUGUGUUGCUUGUGAAGAUAGAUGUUCAGGGUUGGGAAUAUCACGUCCUAAAAGGAGCGAAAAAGUUGUUAUCGAGAAAUAAAGGCGAGGCUCCAUACUUGAUCUAUGAGGAAGAUGAAAGACUUUUACAAGCCAGCAAUACUAGUUCAAAAGAGAUAAGGAAAUUCCUUCAUGGCCUUGGGUACACUAACUGUGUCCAACAAGGUACUGAUGCUCAUUGCACAAAAUAAGGAUUCGUUAUAUAGAUAGGCAUAUUUUGCUCUUCCAGAAGCCAAAGACAGCGCGAGAUGGAUUUGAUUUAUUUGAGGCCGCACGAGGUGACAAAGAAUGCUAUCCUUGGUUCUGUUUGAGUUUUGGUUUAUUGUGUAUUUGUACCCAUUGAUAGUUAGACGGACUAGAUGUUUAGUCAAGUAUUGAUUAUGUUUCUAAAGGAACUAUAUUAGAUGUAUAAUGUUGAAAGAUUGCACUAGUUUUAUUUUUAUACAGAUGAAUACCACUUCAGUUCUUGGCUUUC
This is a messenger RNA of Erigeron canadensis, 1367 nucleotides long. RefSeq lists its product as uncharacterized. The transcript is spliced from 2 exons. Lineage: Eukaryota; Viridiplantae; Streptophyta; Magnoliopsida; Asterales; Asteraceae. The record is from RefSeq and is a predicted model, not a curated record. Bases 136 to 1083 code for a protein of 315 amino acids.